AUGGACAUGGAAAUGGCGGCGGACGCUGCGCCGUCAGCGGUAGCCGCGGCGCCAGCUCCGCCAACGUCUGCUGGGAGUCCCGGGAGCACCAAGCUCUCGGAACCCAGGCGGCGCAACCGGCCCGCGCUCUCGUGCAUCCAGUGCAGGACCCGCAAGAUCCGCUGCGAUCGCAACGAGCCGUGCGCCAGCUGCUUGAAGUCGAAGAUCGUCAAUUGCACCUACGAGGAAGCGCGCCGUCCGAAGCCGCGGCUGUGGAGGCUCUCUCCCGCGCUGGCUGGGCACCCCGACCGUUCCUCAACCGCAGCCGACGAACGGUCCGGCAGCUCGACUUUCGCCUUUAGGGACGUGUCGAUGUCGAUGCAGCACCCGCGGCCGGUUUCGAAUCCUUCGUCCGGUGCUGCGCCGUCCGGAAGGACCCCUGAACCCCUGUCAGCCGUUAGCCCGCGCUCGCUACCGCAUGCCCACCAUGCCGACCCCGGACUGGGGGCCGCGGGAGCCUCUGCUGCCCUGGCAGAGCGAGUCCGGCAGCUGGAACAACAGCUAGCCGACGCCCUCAGGCGCCCCGACUACGGCUCGCCGUCUUCGCGGUCGGGCCACACGACGUUAUCCCAGGACCUUGUUGGAGCCCAAUAUCGGCGGCUGUCCGGGGUGAGCCCGUUGCUGAACGGGGACAAACUUUUUCCCCUAAUCAUCAACACAGCCCAGCGUAUCGAAUCGGACAAGGUUCAUGCGCCGGACCUCUGCUUCCUCCUGCAGCAAUGCAGAGAUGUAGCCAAGAGCAUUAGAUCCGCGAGGACUCCCACAUCAGCCCCGUUCCACCUCGGCAAAGCCAUGCCUCCGCAGGACACCGCCCUGCGGCUAGUCGACGCAUACUUCAGGACGUUUGAGAGCGUCUACAGGAUUCUCCAUCGACCUACCUUCUGGCGGGGAUACCAGAAGUACUGGGAGAACCCUGACUAUGCCGACCCGGCAUUUCUAGUGCAGCUCCAACUCUGCAUGGCUAUCGGCACUUGCUUCCAAGACGACGCCUCGGCUCUCCGUCGCCUGGCUGCUCAGUGGAUUUACGAAGCCCAAGUCUGGCUCGUCUUGCCACACGACCGGUCGCGGAUCAACUUCGCCGGCUUGCAGACCAUGUGUCUCCUCCACCUGGCGCGAGAGACUUGUGGGAUGGGUGGUGAUCUCGCUUGGAUGGGCGCGGGGUACAUUUUGCGAACUGCCAUGUAUCUCGGUCUUCACCGCGACCCGGAUAACCUGCCGGACCUGCCCGUGUUCGCAGGAGAAAUGAGAAGGCGUUUGUGGGCCACCGUCCUAGAACUCACUCUACAAUCGAGUUUGGAUACCGGAGCGCCCCCUCUUCUGUCUCUAUCUGACUUCGACACGCGUCCGCCUUCUAAUUACGACGAUGAGCAGCUUGAAGAGAACGCCAAGCUCCCGUCAAUACCUAGGCCCCCUAGCUGCUUUACUCAGACCACCGUCCAGAUCGCUCUCCUUCGGUCUUUCCCCGUGCGGCUGGCCAUAGCCCAGUACGUCAACCACUUUGCUUCACCGGUUAGUUGGGAGGAGACGAUAAAGUGGAACAACGAGUUGAGGAAUGCAUACGGCGCCCUCUCCUCUAUUUUCCAGCCUUUCUACGACCCCGCAGGCAUCCUUCCCAAACGCCUCUCGUUAUUCCAGCUCCGGCUAGCUGAGCAUAUGGUGCACCGCUUCUUCUUGGCGCUGAACCACCCGUGGCUGUGGGCAGCGCAGAACAACCCCACCUAUUACUUCGCUCGCAAGGUGUGCGUCGAGUACUCUCUCAAGCUGUACCGAGCCAUUGCUACCGGAUCUCCCGCUGGCGACUCCGGGACGGCAAGCGAGUUCGACGACUUCACAAGACUCGCUACAUGUGGAUACGGCGCAUUCCGGUCCGUCCCUACUGUUGCUAUUCUGACGAUCUGUCUUGAACUCUUGUGGCAAGUCCAGGAAGACCGUUCCUUCCGGCAGAGCAUCAGCCUCGAUCAUCAGCCUGAUAGGACGGCGCCCGGCAACGAAAUGGAUGUUAACACGUCUGUUGGCAUGGGCAUUGCCAGUGGUGUCGUGCCGCUACAGGAACUGCUGGAGGCGGUCAAAUACUCCAUAGGAUGGGCCGAACGCCGCAUCAGGUGCGGCGGCGAGACCAAUGUCAAAGGCUAUCUCCUCUUCUCCACGCUGCUAUGCCAAGCCCAGGCGCUGCAGCGAGGUUCAUCGGACGCAGAAGUGGAGCGUGUGGUUAUCAACUACAUGACCGACGAGUUGCGCCGCUGCUUGCUCCUCCUGCAAGACACAGCCGGCCGUGAGACUUCCCUGGCAUCGCCUGGCAAAGCAACCAACGGCGGAAAGGCUUCGCUACCCGAGUUCAAAGGGCGGGGUGGCUCAUGGGGCUCGGAUGACGCAGUAAGGAGCCCUGAUGGCGGUGGGUCCAUGGACUAUUCCGCUGAUCCUCAGAAGGUUGAAGCCCGCGGGUUCAACUCCAUCUUCAACGUCUACGACGCGGAAUUCUUUCUCGGCACCUAG
Chaetomium strumarium is the source of this 2532-nucleotide messenger RNA. RefSeq names its product fungal-specific transcription factor domain-containing protein. Bases 1 to 2532 code for a protein of 843 amino acids. Gene Ontology annotation, cellular component: nucleus. The transcript has 2 exons. Gene Ontology annotation, biological process: regulation of transcription by RNA polymerase II; DNA-templated transcription. The record is from RefSeq and is a predicted model, not a curated record. Gene Ontology annotation, molecular function: DNA-binding transcription activator activity, RNA polymerase II-specific; zinc ion binding; RNA polymerase II cis-regulatory region sequence-specific DNA binding. NCBI's taxonomy places the organism in Eukaryota, Fungi, Ascomycota, Sordariomycetes, Sordariales, Chaetomiaceae.